Molecule: messenger RNA, 221 nt
Organism: Funneliformis caledonium
Lineage: Eukaryota; Fungi; Glomeromycota; Glomeromycetes; Glomerales; Glomeraceae
Source: the annotation of a GenBank genome assembly
GUAAAGCAUCUGCAAAUGGUAAAGCAUCUACACGUGGUCUAAUCCAUUUUUCAUAUAUUUCUGGAGUAUCAAUAGAAAGAAAUUUAUCAGAUAUAAGUGCUUUCAUAAAAACCUAUGCUGAACCUAGUUUUAUUGCACGAUAUGUUUCUCGAAACCAUGCUAUAAAUAAUGCUGGAGUAUUGAUCGCAUUUCUUGCAUUAUUAUUAAAUGGAUUAGGAGGA